AUGGCCUUUUAUCUUGAUAAGAUCUUUCUUCUCCUAAUUCUCUUCACAUUGAGUUCUCCUUCAAAAUCAGAUAAUAUGACUGAUAAGCAAGCACUCUUUGCCAUCAAGGAUGAAAUAAUUGAUCCCUUUGGAUCUUUGAGUUCAUGGAAUGAAUCUGUUCCUUUCUGCCAAUGGCAUGGGGUGGUAUGUGGAACGCGACAUCACAGAGUCACCGAACUAAACCUUCUUGACAAGAAGCUCGCGGGUGUGUUAUCACCCUCUGUUGGAAAUUUGAGCUUCCUCAUACGACUAGAUAUUGGAAACAAUAGCUUUUCUGGUAAUAUCCCUUCGGAAAUAGGUCGUUUGAGAAGAUUGCAAUAUCUACAUUUGUAUAACAAUUCAUUCCAUGGUGAAAUUCCUAUCAAUCUAUCGCUUUGCAGUAACCUCGUUGAGUUAUUUGCUUUCAAGAACAAUCUUGUAGGGGCGCCUCCGAAGGAGCUUGGCUUUCUUUCCAAACUCAAAAACCUUGAUUUGAGUUACAAUAAACUGACUGGCGAAAUCCCAAAAAUUUAUGGGAACUUGUCGAGUCUCUUGGAAAUGUAUCUCUUGGAGAAUGAUCUUGUGGGUAACAUCCCUGAUGAGUUAGGGAAACUGAAAAGUUUGAGAUUAUUUGAUGCGGACUUCAAUAGGUUAUCUGAUACAAUUCCGAGCUCACUAUUCAACCUUUCCUCCUUGAAAGUCAUUGAUGUUUCCGUUAACAAACUUGAACGUACUCUCCCUCAGGAUUUAGGCAUCAACCUUCCUAAGUUGGAGUGUCUCAGCGUUAGUGAGAAUCGAUUCAGUGGGACGCUUCCUAAUUCACUAUUCAACCUCUCAGGACUGGCAUACCUUAUUGUUGGAGGCAAUCACUUUGGAGGAGAGGUUCCUAGGUUUGAUAAGUUGCAUAAUAUAUAUUUUUUAGGCAUGGAUAAUAAUCAGUUUGGGAGUACUGGCAAACCUAGUGAUGACUUGAGCUUUAUAUCUUCCUUGACCAAUGCAACUAACCUGAAACGUCUGUAUCUGCAAAAUACUGCUUUUGGAGGGACAUUUCAUGAGUUUUUCAUCAACCUCUCAGAUGAUCUUUCCUUUGUCGACUUGUCAAACAAUCGAUUUUCUGGACAUAUCCCGAUAGAGAUUGGGAAAUUUAUCAACAUGGAAGAGCUUAGGCUGAGUGGAAACCAACUCACAGGUAUCAUCCCACCGACUAUUGGGAAGCUUUAUAAGCUAAGAUAUUUACUCUUGUCCCAAAAUAGAGUCUCUGGAAUUAUACCCUCAUCCUUUGCAAAUCUGAGCCUUUUAUCAGAGUUAAAUCUUGAUCAUAACAAUCUUAGAGGUAGAAUACCUUCAAGUGUUGCAAAAUGUCAAAGUUUGCUGUAUCUUAACCUGAACCAAAACAAUUUAAUCAGUUCAAUACCCAAAGAAAUGUGUCUCCUUUCUUCCUUAGUUGUUCUAAACCUUUCUAGUAAUAACUUGACCGGCGCCCUUCCCAAAGAACUCAAUAACCUUAAGAAUCUCUUAUCGUUAGAUGUCUCUUUGAAUAGUCUAACUGGUGAAAUUCCCAGUGCACUUGGAAGUUGUGUGACAAUUGUUAACUUAACAAUGAAAAGAAACUUAUUUCACGGGCUUAUUCCUUCCACUUUCAGUUCACUAAGAAGUCUUCAAGUUUUAGAUCUUUCUCAUAAUAAGUUGUCGGGCAUGGUUCCAAAGUACUUGGAAGGAUUUGACUUGCAACUCUUAAACUUGUCGUUUAAUGAUUUUGAAGGUGCCCUUCCAGAGAGAGGCAUCUUUGAGAAUGUGAGCGUAGUUUCUUUAGUUGGAAAUCCUAGAAUUUGUGGUGGUGUACUUGGCCUGAAACUUCCCAGUUGUAACUUUAGUCGUUCAAAUAAUCAUAACUUUAAGCUUGUAGUUUUAGUUAUAUUGGGAAUUUUGGGGCUAGUUGUUAUGGUUGGUUCCCUUCUCCUCUAUCGAUUCGGAAGGACUAAAAGAACAUUUCCUUCUUUAGAUAAAGAUCUAAACCCACUCCUAUUCAUGUCCUAUGAAAGUAUUCUCAAAGUGACCAACGGAUUUUCUGUGAGCAACUUGAUUGGUGUUGGGAGUCAUGGAUAUGUUUAUAAGGGAAUUUUAGAAAGGGAUGGUAAACAUGUUGCUAUAAAAGUGUUGAAUCUUUUACAGCAUGGAGCUAUCAAAAGUUUCAUAGCAGAAUGUGAGGCCCUGAGAAAUGUUAGACAUCGGAAUUUAAUUAAGCUACUUACUGCAUGUUCUGGUGUUGAUUAUGGUGGCAAUGAUUUCAAGGCUUUGGUUUACGAGUUUAUGGACCACGGAUGUUUGGAGGACUGGUUACAUCCAGAUAAUUCAAGAGAAAAUGUCAAGCCAAGAAGGUUGGGGCUUCUACAACGGCUUAAUAUUGCUAUUGAUGUUGCUAGUCCGAUCCACUAUCUUCAUAAUGAUUGUCAAAUAUCAAUAGUUCAUUGUGAUCUCAAACCAAAGAAUGUUCUCCUCGACGAUGAAUUGGUUGCCCAUGUUGGGGAUUUUGGAUUGGCAAGAUUCCUACAUCUGACUAAUAAAACCACUUGUAGAAUUCAGGCCAGCUCUACAACUUUUAAAGGAUCUAUCGGCUACACAGCUCCAGAGUAUGGGAUGGGAAGUGAGCCAUCGAUGCAUGGUGAUGUGUAUAGUUUCGGCAUUGUGUUACUUGAAAUGUUAACCGGGAAAAGGCCUACAGAUGACAUGUUCGGUGGUGAUUUAAGCCUUCAUGAUUUUGUUAGGAAUGCUAUGCGUGAUGGAGCACUUGAGAUAGUAGAUCCAAUUCUUAAUUUGGAAGAGGAAGAGAUAAGCAGAGAGAGCUCUCGAAUCCCAAGUUUCAUAAGAAGGCAAAAAUGGUAGAGGGUUUAAUCUCCUUGUUUGGAGUUAGAGUUUCUUGUUCAACGUAUGAUUCAGAUAAAAGAAAAAACAUCAAGGAGGUUGUGAGAGAGUUGUGCUAUAUUAGAGAUUCUCUUGUUAGUUGUAUAUGAAACAGUUAAUACUUUAAAAAAAAAAAAAAUAAGGUUGAAGUAUAUUACUCUCAUGAAUAAUCUAAAUAUAGUGUUUUGCUUAUUUAACUCAUAGUUGUUCUCGUCAACAUAAUAAAAUUUUAAUUUGUUUACUAGAA
Messenger RNA from Lycium ferocissimum, 3166 nucleotides. RefSeq names its product putative receptor-like protein kinase At3g47110. Lineage: Eukaryota; Viridiplantae; Streptophyta; Magnoliopsida; Solanales; Solanaceae. The record is from RefSeq and is a predicted model, not a curated record. Gene Ontology annotation, biological process: protein phosphorylation. Gene Ontology annotation, molecular function: protein binding; protein kinase activity; ATP binding.